AUGACGCUCCUCGCCCGUGCCAGUGCCCCCCUCCGCCAGGCCGCAAAACGCGCGCCCGCCUCUACGCCAAUGCGCUUUGCGCACGGACACGGAGUGUACCAGCACCUGCCCUUCGACGGAAAGAAGAAGACGUUCGGGCUCAAGGUCGCCGCGUAUCUCAUUGGCGGGUUCGCCAUCCCGUUCGGUGCUGCGACGUACCAGCUGAAGAAGUCCGGCGCUGCAUGA
Molecule: messenger RNA, 225 nt
Organism: Postia placenta MAD-698-R-SB12
Lineage: Eukaryota; Fungi; Basidiomycota; Agaricomycetes; Polyporales; Adustoporiaceae
Exons: 3
Coding region: 1-225 (74 amino acids)
Biological process (GO): mitochondrial electron transport, cytochrome c to oxygen
Source: RefSeq, a predicted model, not a curated record